Messenger RNA from Anneissia japonica, 5869 nucleotides. Its product is annotated as ER degradation-enhancing alpha-mannosidase-like protein 1. Gene Ontology annotation, biological process: carbohydrate metabolic process; mannose trimming involved in glycoprotein ERAD pathway; endoplasmic reticulum mannose trimming. The transcript is spliced from 14 exons. NCBI's taxonomy places the organism in Eukaryota, Metazoa, Echinodermata, Crinoidea, Comatulida, Comatulidae. The record is from RefSeq and is a predicted model, not a curated record. The coding region runs from base 22 to 1734 and encodes 570 amino acids. Gene Ontology annotation, cellular component: membrane; endoplasmic reticulum. Gene Ontology annotation, molecular function: calcium ion binding; mannosyl-oligosaccharide 1,2-alpha-mannosidase activity.
AGAGAGGAUCGGAGACACAGGAUGAGCGACACGAUUGAGAUGCUGAAGGUGUUUACAUUGAGUUGUUUGUUGUCAUUUUUCUCCCUUAUAUGUUCAGAUGUCGUGUCUUCGGGAAAGUUCAAUUAUCUUUUUAGUACCUGGGGUUUUUACAAUGAAAAAUAUACAUAUUUUAGUGAAGGGGAAAGGAUAGAAAACUUAGAUCACGUUCGCCGUAUGUUCCAACAUGGUUACGAUAGCUACCUUCAAUACGCCUUUCCAAAGGAUGAAUUGGAUCCUAUUCACUGCAGAGGCCGAGGGCCAGACAAGGGCGACCCAUCAAAUAUAAAUAUCAAUGAUGUACUAGGAGAUUAUUCACUUACCUUAGUUGACAGCUUAGAUACUUUAGCAAUAAUGGGAAAUACCUCAGAAUUCAAGAACGCUGUUGAAAUGGUUAUAGGAAAUGUCCACUUUGAUACGGACAACACAGUACAGGUGUUCGAAUCAACUAUAAGAGUUCUAGGAGCACUUUUAUCAGCACAUAUUCUUAUUAUGGAUGACAACAAACCCCUGGGUGAUAUACGUCCAAAUGGUUAUGCUAAUGAGCUGCUUCAUCUUGCCCAAGAUCUUGCCAAUCGUCUUCUUCCUGCCUUCGAUGGAACCGGCACAGGUCUUCCACACCCAAGGGUGAAUCUUCGUUUUGGUAUUCCAAUAAAUGGAUCCUUUGAAACCUGCACAGCAGGGGCGGGGUCACUGCUUUUAGAAUUUGGAACUCUGAGUCGUUUACUUGAUGACCCAGUGUACGAAAGAGCCGCGCGAAAUGCUGUUGAAAUUUUAUGGUCACAUAGGUCAGAAAAUACUGGAUUACUCGGAAAUGUGAUUAAUAUUCAGACGGGUCAGUGGAAGGGGCAGCAGAGUGGAGUAGGCGCUGGACUUGAUUCAUUCUUUGAAUACCUGUUAAAGUCUUUCAUCUUGUUUGGUGAAGAAAGGGAUCUGCAGUUAUUUAAUGAGGCAUAUGAUAACUUAAAGAAAUUCAACCGUAGAGGGAGGCGUGAAUGUAACUCUGGAAAAGGAGAGACUCCAAUGUAUGUAAAUGUAAGAAUGGAAGAUGGGAGGACAAUCAAUUCUUGGAUUGACUCACUGCAGGCAGCCUUUUCUGGAGUUCAGGUUUUAAAGGGUGACAUUGAUGAAGCAAUAUGUAGCCAUGCUAUUUAUUACGCAAUCUGGCGCAAGUAUGGUGCUCUCCCCGAACGUUAUAACUGGCAUUUGAAGAAACCAGAAGUGUUCUUCUAUCCUCUACGACCAGAGCUAGUGGAAUCUACUUAUUUUUUAUACCAGGCAACCAAAAAUCCAUUUUAUUUGAGAGUAGGAAGUGAAAUUCUUCAAAGUAUAGAAAAGUAUUCAAGAUCAGAAUGUGGUUAUGCCACCUUGCAUAAUGUUAUUGAUAAGACACACGAGGAUAGAAUGGAAAGUUUUUUUCUAAGUGAAACCUGUAAAUAUUUAUACUUGUUAUUUGAUUUUGAUAAUCAUGUGAAUAAAGAGAGCAAUAAAUACAUCUUUACAACCGAAGGCCAUAUAUUACCGAUUCUAAAACGAGGUCAGACAGAUACGACAAUUCGUCAGAACGAUAAUUGGAAGACGUGUAUUCGGCCAGCUACAAAUGAAACAGAUUGUGCAAGUAUUCCAGAUGAAAGGCGAUAUUUCCUACCGAUGAAAACACAGUAUUUGGAACAAAUUGAUCGUCUCAUUGGUUUAUGAUGACGCCCCUAGUCUUUGAAAUGUGGCAAAGGCAAGCCAAACCAGUCACUCGUCGCAAAUCAUGUUUCAGAGAUAAUGGCCAAACAUGCUGGAAUGUCAACAUUUUUUUAAAACUAUUUUAUUGCACUAAACUAACCUUUAUAUAUAUGUUAUUUUUCUUAUUUUCAAUGUUAAAACAACAAUUUUGGACGAUUUGGUGAUGAUUUCUGCCUGUGAAAUUCCCGAAAUGAUAAAUUUUGAAGGCUGAUUUCUCAAAUAUUGUUCUUUAAACAGCUGUAUGUUUAAAUGCUUGUAACUUCAUAAGGAAAUGUCAGAUUUAAAUGAUUUUUUCACCAUUUUAUAGCCCACUUUUUACUGUUUACCCCUGUAUAAUAAUAACUAAAAGUUUUUGCGACGACUGACUGGUUUGGAUUGUCUUAACCACAAAUAUAAUACAGUAAUAGCCUCAGCACAAAAGAUUACCAGAACAUUUGAAAACAACUAGGGUUAAGAUAAAUUUGUUUUUCAAAUAGAUUUUUAUUUUUAUUUUUUUAUAAAAUGAUGAGCUGAAAAUAUUCUACCAUAAUAACUGCACUCAAUUACAAAGUUAAUAGAGAUUUAUAGACAGUUAAGAUUAUUAGGAAAGCAAAUUGAACAGUGCCCUCUCCUGUGAGUGAUGUCAUACUGAGGUGUUUAUUACCAGGGCUCUAUAAUAAUAAUGAUAUUUUUGGUCUUUUUAUUUUUUUUCAUAAUGCCAAAUACAGAAGUUGUUUUAUUUUAAUAGUAUUGAUUUCAUUAAUCAACCAAUUGAACAAAACAAAAAUACAUGGAAAUAUCGUGAAUUUGCAGGAGAAACGAUAUUUCUGAAAGAUUCAUACUUGCUCGCCGAAGUGCGGGAGGCCGUAUGCUUUCCGGGAGUCUUCCACGACUUGUGAGAGACUUAAGACCCCUGCUUCUGUGUAACAGAGGUAUUAGUGUGUUGUCGCUGAUGCAGUUUUUAUCAAAUCCUCCAGAUUGGUCGUUUGAGUUUCAAUUAGGUGCACACCAUCCAUUUUAGUUCGUGACAGCUGCUUCAUCUUCCAGACCUUCUUUGUUAAGUCUCCUUCAUGCUGCCAUUGAUGUCCCUUUUCUAUAAUAUAUAGACCAGCUGUGCAUGGUCUCUGAUGCAGUUUUACCAAAUUCCCCAGAUUAGUCGUCCCAGUUUCCAUUAUGUGCACACAUCUUCCAGAUGCGAAGUGUAAACCGUUGGUUCUCUUUUUUUCAUCAUUCUUCAAAUUUUGCAUUGUUUUCAUCCAUUGUAGUUCUUGACAGCUGCUACAUCUUCCAUAUCUUCUUUUUUUAAGUCUUAUACCUGCUGCCAUUGAUGUCCCUUCUGUAUAACAUAGAGACCAUCUGUGCAUUGUCACUGACAGCAGUUUUACCAAAUCUUCCAGAUUAGUCGUUUUAGUGUUCAUUAGGCACACAACAUCUUUCAGAUGUGAGGUGGUUUAAGCUGUUCGUUCGCUGUACAUAUGGUCCAAGUGCGCCAUAAAAAAUGUGGUACACUUUUGGAAAAAAUUAGGGUAUGUAUUCCAGUGUACUGCCAAGUUCAAAACCAGAAGAACCUCCUUAAUUAAAAAUGAGUCUUCAGACUUUUGUGCGUUAACCUUGACAUUUUUCAAACCAAAAAAUUAAAUCCACUACACCCCAAUAGUCAUUACUGAAGAUUCUGGAAGCUCCCUGGGAGUUUGAUGAGGUCUUACUGGUACUUGGUUGUGCUAUCAUCCUUCCUUAAAUACCGCCCUCUAGAGUCUUCAAACUUUGCUUAUUGACAAAGAGUAUAAAACUGCAAGAGGUCUGACUACCCUUAUUUUGUAUACAGGCAAUGCAACAUUAAAAAGUACGAAAGGGCGUGUCCUUCAUAAGAACGUAAAAGGCGUUCGUAUCGAACGCGUGCUGCGUUUUGAAUUCCUGCAUACAUUCUAUAGACACAGCACGCGUUCGAUAUGAACGCACUUUACGUUCUUUUAAAGGCCACGCCCCUUUUGGGUAGUACUUUUUAAAAAUAGGAUUGCGUUUCAAAGAAUCCCAGGCAGUUGGACCUCUUGCAGUUUUAUACCUUUGUUAUUGAGAAGCUGCAUGUUGAGUAUAUCUGUUUCAUUACACUAAAACAAAUAAUGGCAACGAUUAUGGAAAGAAUAAACGUAACCAUUAUGGUGAUGAGGAUGACGGUGAUGAAGAUGGUGUUGGUAAUGGUGAUGAUGGUAAGGGUGAUGAUGAUGAGGCCAGGGUGAUGAUGGCGUAAUGAUGAAAAUGAUGAGACUGAUGGUGAGGAUGAGGGUAAUGGUAACAGUAAGGAUAUUUUGUUGGCAUAAUUACGAUAAUGCAAUUUUUAAUAAUAUAAUAUAAUAUAUAGAAAUAAUUAUUUAAUGUAGGUUGCAAUUAUGGCAAUGUUAUUAAUCAUGGGAGCAGUAAUAAUGUAAAACAUCAUGUAAAGUAUAAAUUAAAAAUUCUUUUUUAAAUGUUUCUUAGUAUGUAAAUUUCAAACCAAAUAAUUAUCUAUUUAUGUUUUAUGUUUUACUGUAGUAUUAUUAUUAUAGAAUUUAUUUUGUUGAAUUUUGUUUUCUAUGGAAUCAGAACAGAAAUACUAGACUAAUAUUGUUUAUGCAUCAUGCUUUCCACUUCUUGAAAGUAUUAAUUAUUCAUCACUUGAGUGUUUGUUGUCACUGUAAAUUAAAUGACUUUUAUCUGAAAGAAAUUUGGUGAUAAUUUUGAUCAAUGUUUAUGAUGAUGAUGACAAAUCUAUGAUGAUGAUGAUGGUGAUAACUGUAUGGCAGCAGACAUUGAAUUGCAUUGGCAUCGUAUGCUAACAAAAAUCAAGAUGUUCAAUAUCUACUUAGGAUAAUAAAUGUUGAUGGUAAUGUAAAAAACGAUAAUGAUUAUGGAUUAAGAUGAUGCGAUGAUGAUGAUGAUAAUGAUAAUGACAUGUACAGCAUCUUUGAUGUAUACUCCGUUUCAUUGACAUUGGCACUUUUACAAAUGUUUGAUUUAUUGUAAUGAAAAUGACAAUGAUGACAAUGAUAAUACAUUGCUAAUGUUGUGAUUUUGUUAUACUGUACUUUAUUUUAUUAAUCAAUGCCAUUGUAUUCUAAACGUGUAUGUAUUUUAGUUGCAACAUUUGAUUCCUUGUAUAUCAAUAUUUUAGUAUAAAUAGGCAACACUUUUUUUAUACCUUGUUUAGUGAACCCGCCGUCUGCCAAUAAUGAUUUCGAAUAAAAUUAAAAUUUUAUUUUUUGCCAAUUACCACACUCACUGCCACGAAAAAUGGAAAUUUUAGACAAUUUAAAAAAAAAAAUUUUUAUUACACCUACAGUUGCCUUGAAAUCAAAGAAAAUAAGAUAUGUAUAUUUCUUCGUAAUUAUGUAUAUUUAAAGCAUUAAACCAUCGCAUUACUACAUUGUUUAUAUUUAACAUUAAAAUUUUAUUUUCAUUAUUUCCUCUGUCUGGAUGUUUGUGGGCAAAAAAAAAUUAUUUUUAUUAUUAUAUUUAACAAGGAAUAAAAAAUCCUGUGCUGUAUUCAGUAGUGGUUUUGGCUAGAACUGUAUGUUGAUUUCAAAUUAUUUUAUAGUUUAGUACAUGUAGUAUAAUACUGUACAGUGGCGUAUCUAAGAUUUUUGAAAUGAGGGUGCUAAUGGGGGUAGGAAGUGGUGGCACGCAGAGGUCAAGUAGGGAGGCUCGGUUAAGUGAGGGCUAGCUUUUUAGGAUGGGGGUGGUGUGCGCGCCCCAGGCACUCUUAGAUAUGUUACUUUUACAGUAGUUUAUUAAUCAAACACUAAAGUGGCCACCAAAUAUUAGGAAUAAAAAUUAAACUUUGAUUUGACUUGGCAGCUGUGUAGGCUGUACUGAUGAGAUACAAGGCUUAAAUAUGUUUUGUUUUGUUUAAAGAAAUGUCUGAAUAUCUUAACAACUUACAGUUGGUUAAUGUUUUUAUUGUGCUUAUUUUAUGUUAACAUAAGGAGGUAAUUAUGCAGUAUUGAAGCAAAUUUCUUUGAAAAUUCUCGUAUAAUUAUUUAUCGUACGAUGGGGAGCCAUUAAUAAUCAUAUUGUUAUAUAAUCCUGGGUAUAUAUUGACUACUUAUUUUUGUUAAUAAAACAAAUUCUUGAAAAUACUUUAAAA